Messenger RNA from Durusdinium trenchii, 1244 nucleotides. The record is from the annotation of a GenBank genome assembly. Lineage: Eukaryota; Dinophyceae; Suessiales; Symbiodiniaceae.
CCAACGGUUUGCUAUUGACCAUCGUUGGAAUGCCAUGGGCAGUGAAGAAGAGCUGGGUCUAUUGGCCGAGUUUGGUGAUGAAGGCGUGCCAUGUUUCGAUGAGGAAGCACGACAUCGCAAUCGCCCCAAGCUGAAAGCUGAGGGACCUGGGACUAGGCCACUCAUUUUGCACGAUGCAGGAGAUGAGGACAGAGCCUCUGCUGGUUUGCAUAUAUUUUGGCAUCGCGCUGGCUGGCUGGUGCUGCUGCUCCUUUGCCAGUCCAGCUCUUCUUUUAUACUUCAAAGAUUCGAGUUUCUUAUCAAAUCACAUCCUACUGUGAUCUAUUUCUUGACUAUGUUGGUGGGCGCUGGUGGAAAUGCUGGUGGUCAAAGUACCGUCUUGGUGGUGAGACGGCUGGCGCUGGCCGCUUGUCAUCGAUCUGAAGGGACGACUGUCAUCUCUUUUCGACGGAUUAUUGCACCGGAGAUUCUGGUGGGUGCGAAACUGGCAGUGGUGCUCUUUGGCGCUGCAUUCUUGCGCUGCAUUAUCUUCAAGGUCUACGGAGCAGAAUGUGUGGCGAUUUGUUUGUCGAUGCUUGUGAUUGUGUUCACCUCCACUGCCCUGGGAGCUGCUUUGCCUUUGUUCCUGAGUCAGAUGGGUGUGGAUCCAGCCCAUGCGGGUGCUACAAUCCAAGUGCCCUUUGGCUGAAAGUAUUGAAGCUCGCUUCUUAAUGACUGUUAAUGAGCCGCCUAUUGCCUAUACUUGCUAUUGCCAAUGCUUGUACAAUUGCUUGCUUCUCCCGAGCCAUCUCGGCUCUGGGAGGCUGAUGGACGUGAGUGGAGUGGCCCUCACUUGUGCACCUUGGCAGCAUUCUUCGCACGGAGAGCCUCUGCACGGCACGGAUCCACACGGCGCAGGUCAUCUCUAGCACCGUUCUGGGAUUUCAGGAAGUCACCUUGCCCGACAAGUCCACCUCCCUCUCUACCAGCAUGCACGGUUCGCUGGAGGUGGUGGUUCGGCAUUCGAGCUCCUUGGGAACGGUUGAAGCGACCAGUGCCCCACCCGGAUAAAGUGGUGGACAUCGCACAAAGAGGCGAUUUUGAUUGCAAGUCUUGAGACCCCAAUUUAAAGAUUUAUUGUUGUAGAUUCUGUAUCACUCAGAUACUCUAUCUUGAUCCGCAAGUCCCAAUAAGGUGAGCUUGCCAUUCCGACUCAGCCAUGUGUGCACUGCAGAAAUAUGCUUGUGCCUUCGUGUAUUGAUCUG